UGCUAACGUUAGCCCGAAAUAGCCAAACUUCAGAAAACUAGCAGAAGUCCUCCCAUGUGAUACUGACUCUCCAGCCAGGGGAUUAUUUAGCGCUUAAUUCGUCCUGACAGGAGCAAACACGAUGCUGGAGAAGCUCAGUUUGACCUGCGACAGACUCCUGUCACACCGGCAGCUCGCGUGCUGUCACGGUUAUUGUGGUGUUCCGGUGCACGGCAAGGACAUGCUGGUUUACUGUCAUGUUGACACAGAGAAGAAGCCCCUGCUGCUUACCGGCCACCAUGGGGAGAUAUGUGCCAUGACUUUUGGAAAAGGAAGCAGACCUGUUCUCCUCUGCUCUGCGUCUGCUGAUUAUGUCAUCGUCUGGGAUAUUGAAAGGAGCCAGAGGAGAACACAGGAGGGGAAAGUUGCAGCUGGAAUAGUUAUCGGGUCUUUGCUGGGGGAAGUUGUCAACCUUUCGUUCUGUCUCUCUGAUGAACGAGUGGCUGCAUGUUCAGGAUCAACAGUAUAUAUUCUCAGCUCUAAGAAACAUGAAGUGAUCUCUUCUUUGAAACGCCAUCUUGCACCCGUUACUUCAGCAGAAUUCUGUCCCUGGAAUAAAGACGUUCUGGUCACCACGUCAGAGGAUCGCACUUUUAAGGUGUGGGAUUUAAAAACUGAAGCUGUUUGCUACCAGUCUUCGGUUCUUUCAGCCUCUCCACUGCUGAGCGUGUUCUUCUUGGAGGAGAACAGGCACUUUAUCACAGGCUCAACUGAUGGACAGCUGUGGUGCUUCUCUCUCCCUGAUGACCACAAGUGUCACCUGGUGACCAAAAUGGACAUUGAAAAGAUGGAAAAAAGAUAUCAAAUCCACCACGGGACUGUGAGCCAUGAAGAAGGGGUCACAGAACAAUCGUCUGAAGAAAAUAUGGAGACUUCAAAACCUGUCCUCAAAAUGGCUUUAUAUAGCUUAUUUACUGACGACAGCAAUGAGCAUUCAAAAGACAACAGUCGGAUAUGUAUUGGAAGCACUGAUGGCCUGUAUGUGGUGGAUCUUGCUUCCUCAGAACUCCUAACAGCAAUAUACUUCAAAGAUUUUACCAACUUGAGCAUCACAAUGGCGGGUUCAUGGACAAUCUCUCGAGAGUCGGAUAACUCUAUGUUUUUGUUAGUGAGCUCUUUGUUUACUCCAAGUGUAGUCCUGUUGGAGUUAAUUCUGUGUGACCACCAGGGGACCCCGCCAUGUGGGAAUGGCUUUUCAGUGUUUUCAAGUUCUCCUCCACUGCCAGAGUCUCCUCUGAAUGCCGAGUUAAAGAAGAGGGAGGCCAUGAAUCCAAAAAAGAAAGGAGGCAUAAAGGAGCAGCCCCUGGUUUUCCACUCCAAAGUGAGGUCAUCUGGAUAUACCAGCACCCCAAGAAGGAAAAUGUUUUCACCUAAAACAAAUGUUCAGAAGAAUUCUUUCUCUAAAAAGGCUCACAAAAAGACUGGUUUCCUUCUCAGAGAUUAUCCAGCAGACAGUGCAGCACCUUCUGUUCCACACAGUCAUCAACGCACUGGCAACAAACCAGUCAACUGCCUCCAGUAUUCAGGUGACGGAAAACAGAUCCUGUGUGGUCUUGGCGACAGCUCUGUGUUAUUGUACAAGUCCUCCCUCACUGGCAAUCCCACUGUCUACACAGGACAUGACAAACCAGUGAGCAGUGUGAGCUGGAGCCUCAACAGACAAUGGUGGCUCAGUGGGUCAGAGGACCAAUCACUGCGGAUCUGGACCCAUGGCAGCCCAGAACCUGCCAUUAUUAUGGGCGAUGGUAUGUUCUCCAAGCCCAUUAGAAGUGCUCAGUUUUAUUACCUCGACAAAUUUAUUCUCCUGGCAUCAGGACCCUCUCUGUUCCUGCACCUGUAUAAUGUGGACGUCACACGGGACGACAUCAAAAGAUACCAUCAACGGAGCGCCGUCAAAUUGACAGGAAGCUUUACAACAACAGGAACCGACAUCACUGCCAUGUCUGCCAUCAAUGAUUUCUACUCUCACAUUGUUCUAGUGUGUGGUUUAGAUCGCUCCAUUCAAGUAUUUGAUAUGAACAAGGGUACAGUUGCCUCAGAGCUGCCUGAUGCCCACAGCAGAGUUGUCCACUACAUUACACAGAACAAGGGCUCCAUGUUCAGCACACAAGCACCGGAUUCAUACAACCUCUUCCUGACCAACGCAGUCACAGAUGGAAUGAAGAUUUGGGACCUCCGCACACUUAGGUGUGUGCGCCGCUAUGAGAACCAUCUAAAUCGCUGCCAUCCAUGCUCUUCAGCCAUCUCUCCGUGUGGUCGGUUCAUUGCCACAGGCUCUGAGGAUAACUGUGCUUAUGUGUAUGACAUUCGCAGCAGCAGCUUCCUUCACAAACUUCAGAGACACUCAGACACGGUGCUCAGUGUGACUUUCAAUCCAGCUACACCUGAGCUGCUGACUGGGACCCUGGAUGGAAAUCUGCGACUGUUUCAGCCCAGCAGUGGGGCGAGUAUUUCUCAUGACACAAGUGCUGCUGUGUAGAGCAUCUCCAACAUGACUGCUUAAUCACACCAGGCUCCAGCACAGACCAUGCAGGUUUCAUUAAAGCAGUUCCAACCCCACGGCUAGGAUUUUUACUGGGAGAGGAAAACAUGAAAGGUUUUGUUUUGAGUUGUUGGUUAAAAGAAGAUCAAAAAUAGAUACAAGUUUAUGGAGGGUUUGUUUUUCUUGGUUUAUGUGCUUAUUGUGUUCCCCUACUUCUUUGUUUCAAAAUGUUCAGAGGAGACACCCAUCUGAGCUCACUCCUCUCUGUUAAACUUCCAGUAUGUACAUCAUUGGAACACGAUUCAAAGAGAUGUCAGUUUGAUUGAACAUCUUUUCAAUUAACCACAUUAUUGUAAUUAUUUAAACAAUUACAGUCAAGAUGCACAUUACACAAGACAAUUUGAGCAGCUAUUAUUCCUAUCUGUUCCUCCACACUCUUAAUGGUCGGAUUUUGUUUGUUCAGUUCUUGUAACAGACGUGCGUUUAUUUCAAUGGUCGUUGCCGCAAUUUAACAGAUCAGCACACAGCCAUGACAUCAGCUGGGUGCAACCUCUUUAGCUGCCAGACUAACAGAUGCAACUACUGUUCAUACUGACACACCCGUCUACAUUGUUUGUGCUGUACAUUUACUCUUCUCUGCCUUAGUCUCAACAAAAAGCAAGCAACACUCAUCUGUUAUAUAAAAAAAGAAGGAUUCUGAUGGUUAGGUUUAGGAUUUAACAGGUCUACAUAGCUGCUAAUGUGUAUGCCAUGUGUAAAUAAACUGGUGCAGCAUGUUAUAUGUGACCUACAGUUCUUGUAAAGUGUCAGAGUGUUUUCUACAUACUGUGUAAGCAAAUGUUCUACUUGUGUGUUUAAGUAUAUUAGGUGUGCCUCAAAAUUCUACUCUGGGCCUACUUGUGUUUUUCAUUUUUAUUUAUUUUACAUGUUAUACUUUAUUCUUUCAUAGAUUAUCUAUAAACUUCCAGAGAUGUACCAAUCGACCAGCUGGUGACCUGACACUGAUCAGCUGUAAUCAGUCCUCUCAAAUAAAAAUGAUUCUGUGCCGAUCUCAGAUCAACAUACAAGGUACAAGUUUCAUGCCAUGUGCACAGCGACACUAACGCGACAACCACCAAUACACACACUAACAUAUCGGCAGAGUGGACGUGAGGUGCCCAUCAGCAGAGGUGAAAGAGUGAUGACAUACAGGAGGAUAAACAAAGACUGUUUCCUGGUACUUGCUCCUCUUGUCCAAAAGUACCUCUGACAGUUUUUGUAUCGCAUUCACACUGUCACUGCACUCACUCUCUCUCUCUCUCCUCAGGGCUGGGAGAGCACAGUAUGUUAAAGCAUUUAUAAUGUCUGGCAUUCUUCGGUUGAGGUAAUAAAACUUCAGCGUGUAAUUAAAACAUUAUACCUGCCAAGAGACUUACCACUUUUCAGGAAAUAUUAUGGAUUCAUAUUGAUAAUAAACCUCGACCUCGGCCCUUUGCAGCUUGACAUCACCCUUCCUCCUCCUCCCCAUAUUUCCUGUCUCUCUUCAGCUGUCAUAUCCUUUGAAGGCAAAAAUGCAAUAUUGGUAGAUUAAUGCUAAUUAAAUGCUUAAACAGCCAGGCCGUUAUUUAAGCCUGCUUGUCACAGAAUGUACAAUUAUAUGCAAU
This is a messenger RNA of Labrus bergylta (ballan wrasse), 4164 nucleotides long. RefSeq names its product WD repeat domain 27 (gene wdr27). NCBI's taxonomy places the organism in Eukaryota, Metazoa, Chordata, Actinopteri, Labriformes, Labridae. The record is from RefSeq and is a predicted model, not a curated record. Gene Ontology annotation, molecular function: protein binding.